This is a messenger RNA of Bubalus bubalis (water buffalo), 2142 nucleotides long. RefSeq names its product sphingosine-1-phosphate phosphatase 2 (gene SGPP2). Bases 1029 to 1946 code for a protein of 305 amino acids. Gene Ontology annotation, cellular component: endoplasmic reticulum membrane. The record is from RefSeq and is a predicted model, not a curated record. The transcript has 6 exons. Lineage: Eukaryota; Metazoa; Chordata; Mammalia; Artiodactyla; Bovidae. Gene Ontology annotation, molecular function: sphingosine-1-phosphate phosphatase activity. Gene Ontology annotation, biological process: phospholipid dephosphorylation; sphingosine metabolic process.
UACAGCAAAUUCCCACUGACUAUCUAAUUUUACAUAUAGUAUUGUAUGUGUUUCCAUGGUACUCUCUCAUCUUACCCUCUCCUUCUCAACCCCUCUCUUCUUAGUUUUUAUCUUUUCCUCAAAAAGUAAAAAACUGUUGCCUCUGUCUUAGCAGAGAACAUAAGGACAGAUACUCCGGCCUGCAGAGCCAGAGAACCUUGUCUCCAAGCCAGGAUUCGGACGGUGGUACAAGAGCCCUUUUUAGGGAAAUGAGAUUUCUUUUUCUGUGAUGGUCUGAGAGGUUAGGAAUGUUUUUCACGCUUUAGGGCUCUUUGACUAAUUUUGAAUUUGUCAUCCAGGAAUUUAUGCAAACCCUUCUCAGAUGAAGGCAGGGAGCCUGGGACGGCUUCUUUUCUUUCUGCAUCAUCAGUGGGUCGGGUGAUCCGCUGCUGUCUCGGUGGGAUGCCUCUCCCUCGUGCGCUUCCCGUCAGUGCCUCCUGUGGUUGAGGGGCACAGCGGGCCCAGUCCCUGCACUCAGGUUGCUGUGGGUCCUCCACGGAUUCGCUAACUGCUGCCUCUGGCUUGUCACCAGCGUUUCUACCUGUCACUUUGAUCAUGCUCUCUUACUCUCAAACUCCAGUUGAGGCUUCCUCUAACACUGAGAAUUAAACCUAAGAACCUUCCUUCUGGGUUUAAAACCCUUCACUGGGACUGUCCUUGCCCCUUGCUACUCAAAGUGUGGUCCAUGGGUGGGCAACCUGGCAGUAUCUGCAUCACCUGAGAGCCCAGUAGAACCCUCAACCUUGCCGCAGGUGAACUGCAUCAAAGUCAGCACUUUUAACAAGAUCCAGGCUUAUGUACAGAAAUAUGUUGUGAAGAAUUAUUUCUACUAUUACCUGUUCCGAUUUUCAGCCGCUUUGGGACAAGAAGUGUUCUACAUCACAUUCCUUCCAUUCACUCACUGGAAUAUAGAUCCUUAUUUGUCCAGAAGACUGACCAUCAUAUGGGUUGUUUUGUGGUUAGUUGGCUCUCUGAAGGAAGAUGGGCUUAUGCGUGUUUUAGCUUUUGUGCACUCCACAUUUCCUAAGACUGAAGACACCCAUUCCCUCAAUGGGCGCCAUUUGGGAUGUGACACCUGUCCAGUGCUGGUGAUGUAUAUUGGCCAGGUAACCAAAGAGAUCUUGAAGUGGCCCCGCCCCUUCUCCCCUCCUGUCGUGAAACUCGAGAAGAGAGUGAUGGCUGAAUAUGGGAUGCCGUCCACCCACGCCAUGGCAGCCACGGCCAUCUCCUUCACCCUCCUUAUCUCUACCAUGGACAGGUACCAGUAUCCCUUUGUUUUGGGACUGAUGGUGGCUGUGGUGUUCUCCACGUUGGUGGGUCUCAGCCGACUUUACACUGGGAUGCACACGGUCCUGGAUGUGCUGGGCGGCGUCCUGAUCACCGCCAUCCUCAUUGUCCUCACUUACCCUGCCUGGACCCUGAUCGAUCGCCUGGACUCGGCCAGCCCCCUCUUACCCGUGUGUGUUCUAGUGGUGCCGUUCUUCCUGUGCUACAACUACCCCGUGUCUGAUUACUACAGCCCGACCAGAGCGGACACCACCACCAUCAUGGCUGCUGGGGCUGGGGUGACCAUAGGGUUCUGGAUCAACCAUUUUUUCCAGCUCGUGUCUGAGCCCAUGGAAUCCCUCCCUGUUAUUCAGAACAUCCCACCGCUCACCACCGACCUGUUAGUUUUGGGUCUGGCCAAAUUCACUGUGGGAAUUGUGCUGAUCCUCCUGGUCCGUCAGCUUGUACAGAAGCUCUCACUGCAAGUGUUGUACUCCUGGUUCAAGGUGGUCACCAGAAACAAGGAGGCCAGGCGGAGACUGGAGAUCGAAGUGCCUUACAAGUUUGUCACCUACACGUCUGUUGGCAUCUGUGCUAUCACCUUUGUGCCAAUGCUCCACAGGUUUCUGGGAUUACUCUGAGCCUCAAACAGUCACUGGAAAAGACAUCAAAAUUUCAGUGGGGAAGUCUUGAUGACACAUUUUUCUUUAAAAAAAAGUUUCCUUAAGUCACAUGUCUAUUUUGCUAAUAUCUGAGAUAAAUGUUGCUGCUGUAUGGUGGGGAAGUUGUCUCGCAGGAACCACUUGCCUGUAAGGGUCAUGUCACGGAUGAAGCUGG